AUGACGUCCAAGGCCUGCAUCUUCGUCCUGCUCUUCGCUGCAGCUCUUCUCCAUACAGGGCAUGCCGGUGGGGACCCCGGGCCGUGCGAGCUGGAGGACAUCCGCGUGUCGUCGGUGCUGACGGGGCGGCGGGUCCUGAACGUGCCGCAGCACGAGGUGACGGUGGAGAACCUGUGCUCGUGCCCGCAGAGCCGCGUGGUGAUGUCGUGCAACCUCGGCGAGGUGAAGGCGGUGAUCCUGGACACGACCAAGAUCCGGCUGCUGAACCGGGAGGAAGGGCUGUGCCUCAUCAACAGCGGCUGGCCCAUCUUCAACGGCAAGCCCAUCACCUUCACCUACGCCGCCAAGACGCCGCUCGACUUCACCCUCUACAACGCCUCGCCGGAAUGCCGGGCGUGAGACACGGUCCAGGCCAGUAUUUUGGUUUUUGCGUUGGAGUGCCUUCUUUUAUCGAAUGCCCGCAGUUGGAAUGGCAACACCAAAAUGCGUCUGUUCCUUUCUGUGUAUCAUGUCUCAUUGCCUCCAUUCUUCAUGUCCUUCCUACGCACCCAAGCAAUUAUUCUGUAGUCCUAUCCAUCCCAAUAAACUGGUAUUGUGGUCGCCAUGACAUCACUUACAGAAUACAGGAUGAAAUGCUUCUAUACGAUGUUUUUUAUGCACGCAAAAGCGUACCUUUUUUUUCAACGAUUUGAAGACGCUAGCCACAUUUGCCAUGUCUUGUUUUUUUUGGGUUUCGUUUGUCAUGAUGAUGAUCGGAUGGUAUUAAUGCGUUCUUAAAAUUUUGGGAAUGAGUGUAAGUUUUGCAUCAGUGAAACUGUGAAAGUAGACGAGAAUAUAUCAAAAAUACCACAGAUGUGAAAUUUUACAAAAAAUAAUAUAAAGAUUUGCCCAAAAUAUUAGUAUAGGCAGGAGCCGCGGGCGGCACCAUAUUGAUACGAAUUUUUUUCUUUAUACUAUCUCUGUAUGGAAAUACUUGUAGCUGGGGGAAACUAGUACAAGUUCCCAACUAAAAAUAUUUCGAUAUAGCCGUGACGUCAGAUCGUUUUCUCUCUCUUCCUGGCGGCUGGAACCCUAGCCGCCGCCAGGAGGCCAAUCUUCUAGCGUCGUCCUCCGGCGGCUCCCUCGGUCGUCAGUGGUGAGGGGG
Messenger RNA from Aegilops tauschii subsp. strangulata, 1144 nucleotides. RefSeq lists its product as uncharacterized. Lineage: Eukaryota; Viridiplantae; Streptophyta; Magnoliopsida; Poales; Poaceae. Gene Ontology annotation, biological process: cell fate determination. The record is from RefSeq and is a predicted model, not a curated record.